AUGGCUGGCGCAAUUGACGGUGCCUCUUCCAUCACCGUCGCUGUUCGCGUCAGACCCUUUACCAUUCGAGAGGCUGCGCAGUUGACCCGCGUUGACGAUGGACCUCUCUUCCUGGGUGAUGGCUCGCUGGCUGCCGCGCCAGUUCCACGCCAUGCUGGCAAGGGCAUCAGAUCCGUCAUCAAGGUCAUGGAUGAGAAAUGCUUAACCAAGGAUCAACCUUUCACCUUCGAUCGCGUCUUUGACGACAACACAACACAAGCCGAAGUCUACGAAGCCACCACAAAAAACCUCCUCGACAGCGUCUUCGACGGCUACAAUGCCACUGUUGAGCAGANNGGUACAGCGCAACAACCGGGAAUCAUCUUCCUGACCAUGCAAGAGAUGUUUGAAAGGAUCGGCGAGAUGCAAGAGGAGAAGCAGACCGAGGUCACCCUAUCGUACCUGGAAAUUUACAACGAGACGAUCCGCGACUUGCUCAUUCCCGUCAGUGAGGUUACCAAACGAGGUCAAGGAUUGAUGCUGCGUGAAGACGCCAACCAGGCUGUCUCAGUCGCAGGUCUCACCUCACACCGCCCUCAGAACGUGUGUACCGCCAAUUGUCAGCGACAGCAAGCCGUCUCGACUAACCCGCGCCUAGNNGUAAACGAAGUCAUGGAUAUGCUAAUUCGAGGAAACGAAAACCGCACACAGUCUCCAACAGAAGCCAACGCAACCUCGUCCAGAUCGCACGCCGUUCUCCAGAUCAACGUCGCCCAAAAGGAUCGCAAUGCUGGCCACUCCGAACCCACUACCUUUGCUACCCUCUCCAUCAUUGAUCUGGCUGGAUCAGAAAGAGCUUCGGCAACAAAGAACCGUGGUGAGCGCUUGCUCGAAGGUGCAAACAUCAACAAGUCGUUGCUCUCUUUGGGCUCAUGCAUCAAUGCUUUGUGCGAUCCCAAGAAGAAGAACCACGUGCCCUACCGCAACAGCAAACUCACUCGUCUCCUCAAGUUCAGUUUGGGUGGAAACUGCAGAACAGUCAUGAUCGUCUGCGUCAGUCCAAGCUCUGUCCAUUUCGACGAAACACAGAAUACUCUGCGCUACGCCAACAGAGCCAAAAACAUCCAGACAAAAGCCGUUCGCAAUGUCUUUAAUGUAGACCGCCACGUCAAGGACUAUCUCAAGAAAAUUGAUGAACAGAUGGCUCUUAUCAAGGACCUGCAAGCCCAGCACAAGGACUUCGAGUCACUUGCUUUCACCAAGUUCAAGAAGGCCGAGGACAAGAAAUCCGCAUUACUGAAGGAAGCUCUUGCCAGAAUUCGUGCAGCAUACGAUCACUCGGGCGACGAGCGAAAGGAGCAUAUCAACAACAUGAAGCGGUUACGACAAAUCGAACGCCGAAUUGUUCUCAUAUCUGCCUGGAUCGGUAGUUUCGACCAGAUUUGUGAGAACCGUGAGGACGAGGAACCACCGCUCAGCUUGACAUCAAUGCGUAAAACCGCUUCAGGAAUACUUGUUGAACUUGAGGGAAGCAGACAGCACUACCACAAGCGUCUCGCAAAGGCAAACUGGGAACGUUCGCUGGACACAGCUCUUCAGAACGGCAUGCGUCAAUUGCAAGAAGUCGACGCUUCAACGUCCAUGUCGUCCUCUGCAGUUGCAAGCUUGAAGCAGGAAGUUGAGGUGUUGCGGAGCCGAGCUGAAAGAGAAGUACAAUCAGCCGUGCUGGACCAGGAGAAAACUGGCGAUGCCGCGCUUGUACAAGUUUUGCUCCAAGCACACUUUGAGACUAUCGCUAUUCUCGGUCAGAUUAUGCAAAUGGAUGAGGAAGAAGCUGUCAAAGCAGCCAAGACUGUCCUCACUAAGCUACUUAACUCGUGCACAGAGGCUACCUCGCAAGUCAUCCGACCAGACGGCGGGCUUGCCAUCAUCGAGGCAGUACCGCCAACCAAGUCAGGAACGCCCAAANAGAAGAGGGCCGCCGACUUGGCUGGUCCUUCACCGAUAAAAGCAAAGAUUCGCCCGAGCAUGAAUCCUCCACAAUUUAGGCAGUCUCCUAACAUGGGACCGACUCCAGCAUCACCACGGCGACGAAAGUUAGGAGCUGCUAGGAAAUCUGUAGCUGUGGCUUUUAAUGGUGGUACACCCAAGAAGAACAAGUCAUCACCAGUCAAGGCUGCAAAGCGUGCUGUAAGAUGGCGGGAUGAUACUGAAGACGGCAAGCUGGAAGAAUUCCAACCAACACCGCCAGGACUGGAUUCCUCACUCAACGAGCCAGACGUUUCACAGUUUGCGUCGUCCAGGUCAGGCGAUCAUUCCGAUAACCUUGACUCUAGUCCCAUUCCCCCCUNNCCACCAGUGCCAUCAUCCGAGCUCCGUUCGAGAAACAGCCGCUUCCAAGCAGGAUUUCUCAAGAAAGAUGAUGGGUCGCCUAUGAUGCCGGCCCUGUCCAACCUCGCAAUGGCAGCGUCCGAAAACCUAUCUCCUUUGCGCGAGAUCGAAGCUAACAGCACGUUCCAACCAAAGAGAUCACCUAUCCCAAUCCGUCUUCAGAAGGCUGCAGAGUUUGUUAGUGAUGAUCACACAGGCAGCAGUGCUUCCGACAAGGACGAUCCAACAAGAUCGCUCCAAGACUCGGCUUUGCAAAUUCAGUCUGCCAUUCGAAGGCGCGUGUCCUCCGGUUCGAACAGACAUCGUAGACGCAGUCCCUCAGCCCAAACAAGUGGAUCACCAAACUCAGCGAACGAGAACAAUCUCUUCACAGCAAGUCAUGCCCGCCGGAUGGUUAAGAGCGAGAAAGGCGAGGCGACCAAUGUUUUGAGUCCACGCUCGGCGCCUGUGGUCAAGAAUGCACCCAGCAUAUCCAACAUGCGCAAUGUUUCUCGAGAGAGCAACAUUGGAGGUGGCAGCAUGCGUGUGGCACCCAUCCGCACACAGAGCAUGGCUGCAAGGAAAGACGUGCCCUCAGCCAAAACUGUCUGGAGGUAA
Molecule: messenger RNA, 2967 nt
Organism: Aureobasidium musti
Lineage: Eukaryota; Fungi; Ascomycota; Dothideomycetes; Dothideales; Saccotheciaceae
Source: the annotation of a GenBank genome assembly